CUGAUGAAGUCUGUGCUGAAGUGUAUAAAUUUAACUCGUUUUCUUUUAUUGACGGUGGUUUCGUUUAUCUGCGACGGCCCGUUGCUUUCGGUUCGUUUUUUCCGCGUCUAUACGUCACUUACCACGUUCGCUUGUUUUUCCGGCUGUUGAUAUGCGCUAUCGAGGAUAAAUGUUGGCGAUUUACGAAGCGCUUCGAGUGGUCUUAUCUUUUUUAACAGUGACAUUUUACAACACAUGAACGGCAGUCGGUGGGUGCGUGAGUACUGUGGGUGCCCGAUAGCGGCGGAGUUGACUGUACAAGAUGAGCCUCUCAGCCCGCUUUGUUUUGCAUCGCCGUCGUCUACUGCCAUCAACAUUCGUAAGGCGCCCGAAGUUUGAACCGCGGUCUGAACACGUGAGGUUUGUCAGUCGUCUUCACAAGCACCUUUCUAACAACGACAUUGACGGCUGCUGGGAUGUUGUUGAUGACCCGCCGAAAGAAUUUAACUUUUCUCGAGACAUUAUCGACUUCUGGGCGGCGGAGAAGCAGAAGAAGAGCUGUGGCGGCAUGCCUGCAUUCUGGUUUGCAAAGGAAAGCAGCAGUGAGCCAGAUAUCAAAUACACAUUUUCUGAUCUCAGCAACCUCUCCCAGAGGGUGGCUGGCUUCUUCAAGCAUGACCUUGGCCUUAGCAAAAGCAGCCGGCUUUUGGUGAUCCUGCCAAAGACACCAGAGUUCUGGCUUGUUCUCUUAGCAGCCAUCAGAUGCGGCAUAACUCUCACCACCUGCACCACCAUGCUUACGGCUAAGGACAUCAAGUUUCGGGUGGCCAAGUUUCAGCCUGACUGCAUCAUAGCUGGAUUGAACGAGAUGGCUGCAGUUGAUGAGGUAGUUCGGAGCUUCGACUGCGUGCAGCACAAAGUACUCGUCUCAAAAGAACCAGCGAGGAAUGACUGGAAGUUGUUUGACUCGUUGCUUCGAAACUCUUCUGAGCAUGAGGGCGACACAACAUCCACGGAUGACCCCGCCGUAGUCUUCUUCACAAGUGGCACGACUGGUCCCCCCAAGAUGGUGGAGCACACGCAGGGCUACUUUCUCGCCCACCUGUCUACGGCAUGCCACGUGCACAGUCCUGAGCAGCACGAUGUCGUGUGGUGCAUUGCGGACCCUGGCUGGGCAAAGGCGGCAUGGGGCACGUUCCCCACUUGGCUCAUGGGGGCCUGUUUCUUCCAAGCCCAGAUGCCCAAGUUCCUGUCCACGACAACACUCGCUGUUCUGCGGGACUACCCCAUCACUAAGCUCUGCGCCCCACCAACUGUGUACCGGGCCUUGCUUCAGCAGGACUCCUCCCAGUUUCAGUUUAAAAGCCUCAUCGAUUGCAUAUCUGCAGGAGAGCCCAUGAACCCAGAGGUGAUGCUGAAGUGGCAAAAUUUAACCGGAGUCGAGAUCAGGGAAGUGUACGGCCAGACGGAAACGGUGGUGUUAUGUGCUUCACCGAGGCAUCAGCCAAUCAAACCUGGUUCCAUGGGUAUUCCGCCACGAAACAUAUUGCUACAGAUCCAUGACGAGAAAGGGAGAGAGGUGGCUGUCGGCGAGACUGGCCUCAUCGCCGUUGACGUGAGCAAGAAGCGCCCCUUCGGGCUUUUUGCUGGAUACAGGGAUGACCCUGAGAGGACCGCCAUUGCCUUUCGAAAUGGUUUUUAUUACACCGGUGAUCGUGCUUCCAUGGACAUCGAUGGGUACUUCUGGUUUUACUCCCGUGCCGAUGACGUCAUCAUCUCAGCAGGGUAUCGCAUCGGGCCCUUCGAAGUCGAGAGCGUACUCAUAGAACACCCCGCGGUUGUGGAGUGUGCUGUGGUCGCCAGCCCGGACUCUCAUCGUGGAGAAGUUGUGAAAGCCUUCGUCGUACUGCAUCCAGACUACAAAUCACAUGACCCCAACAGUCUAGCCGAAGAGCUACAGCAGCACGUCAAGAAACACACUGCUCCGUACAAGUACCCUCGCAAAGUGGAGUUUGUGGAUCAGCUUCCCAAGACAAUCAGUGGCAAAAUUCUGCGCCAUCUGCUUCGUGAGAGAGAAAAGUCAGCUGCUGCCCAGUGCUGAAGGUGGCUGCCACCAGACCGGCACUUUAGAGGCCGACUGCAACGAAUUUUCACUUCAGCUAAACUGGUUAUAAAUGAGCAAUCUUACAGGCUAUUGAAGCAACCUCGGCAAAGCUGCAAGGCUGAUAAAUGUCUAACUUUUUUUUUAUUAGCACCUGAGCGGAGACUCUAGCUGAAACAUUGGCUCCAACCUGAGACAUCCCUCGUUUGACCACUGCCAAUCAACAUUGUUGCCUUGACAAAGCAGGUAGCAAAGCAAGUUGUGAUUUAAGUCAAGGCACAAGAUGUUUUUCAGAAGAGAUCACAGAUGUGCCUCAGUGAGAAUGGCUGUGGAAAUUGUUAUGCAGAAGAGAUUUUAACCAUUUUAUUGACAGAACACUGGUUUUCUUUUUUAUUUUUAGUGGUCUUUUGUCACCUGGGUUUCUUAAACACUUAAUUUCCCAUGAGCGCGGAUGUUCAUUCAUGAUCGCAUAAGCUAGGAGGUCACAGAGUUCCAGUGCUUUGGAAAUUCAAGACUGACAUGUAAUGUUCAUGUGGCUCCGAGACCUUUUGUUUACUGUAAGCAGUACUUAUGAGCUAAGAAAUGGACCAUUCUUGUUUGUUACUUUGCCGUGCUUUGGUUUCAGCAAGACAUGUAAGAAAGAGAAGGACUUUAACAAGGAUGUAAUGGUGUGACGACGACGACUGAUGCCGAAGAAUGCAGUGUGAUGACAGCAGCAUGAUGACUGAAGAGACAAACGCUUUCAGUGGGGAAAUUAAAGGCUUUGAUGCACUAAAGAAGUAAUCCUGAUUUGCAGGUAAAAGCAAAAGCUUAUCGGGAGGAAAUGGGAGGGGGAGGGCGUGCACACACUCUCCAUGCCAGCUCGUGAACGAAGCAACUUCUUCUUGUAAGAUGCAACGACGAGGAUAGGACAGGAGAUAGUGAUGGCAUUCUAACCAUGACAGCACGAAAACACUUUAUUGACCCACUUGUAAAGCAAUAUCCCAUACAAAGGUCAUAUAGGAGUCUCGGAAGGCAUCAAGGACGUGGGAGCUUGUAACUAUUGUUUGUGGUUAUGAAAUUUAAAAGGAAAUGAAAGGGUCAUUGGAGGUUUGAACAUUUUUUCGUUCUAUACUUUUAGUGUGAUAUGGCUUCACUGUGCAUGUAAGCAGAUUUUAAUAUAUUUUAAUAGAUGUUUGGCGAUUUGUUAGCAUAUGUUGAUAUAUUUUAAUAAAUGAGGCUGUUUGACGAUUUAUUCCACACACUAGCGCCUUUUUUGCAUUGUCAUAGUUUUCACAGAGAAAAACAGAAAAAGAAAACAUAGAUAAAGCAGCAGGUAUGAGCUUCUGUUUCUAUGUGCUGUUGCUUUAUUUCUGGCUUGGCAGACGCAGACAAAGGCUCCACGUUCUUAGCUGAUUAAGGUCACUCUGAUUACAGCUUAGCUAAUUUAGAACAAUGAUAAUCGAGGCUGUCGCAGGGCUUUGGGCUUUUGCGGUAAAAAGCCAGCUUGGGAGAGGAGCCUACACGAUACAGUGUGCACAUAUGUGCAUUGGGUGUGUACACGGUGUCCACACAUUGCAAUUGCUUUGAAAGCCAAUGUCAGAGAAAUCAGCCUUUUUCUUUCGUGGUUGUUUUUGCUGUUAUAGCUGGAAGCACGAAUUUUGCUGCAGUUGCAGCAGUGGAUUGCACGGCAAACACAUGCGGUAGCCUACAACAAUUUUUCGUACAAGUUGUGCAAACUAGAAAAGUGAUUUUUUGUACUUCUCUUUUUAGUAUUCAGAAUAAGUAAGCAGCUGUUUACCCACGACGACUUCGGCUUUACUUUUGCGUACAUCUACAGGCUAACAGGUGCAACAAAUUACGUAUAAUGCGACUGAAGGUGAUUAUACCACUAAUGUAAGACAUACUAAGAUAUCGUAAACAAUGAAGUGACUAAGAUAUGCAAACCGGUAAUUUUUAAGUUGGCAAAUCAACAAGCUUGCACCUUGAUGCAACUCAUCCAUUGGCACCAGUGACAUGCCUAGAAACAUUCAAGAGCUCUCCCUCGAGCUGCAAAUAGAUUUGUCUUGACCCCGAUAGAAAGUUUGCCUAAUGAUCUCGUCUCUGAAGCAGUGCGGUGUUAAUUAGAAGAAGAAAUGUGCGGAAUAAAAAAGUACUCGUCUCGAAUUUGUUGUUGUGACUGUGACGGCAAUAAUGCGGACACACGAGGCGCAUUCACGCCGCCGCCACUGUCGUGCUGUCUCGCUGAUGGUGCAGGUGCAGUUUGAGCACAGGAAGUCAGACGGGUCUGCAGAGACGCAGAGUGCAUUUUGUCACCAGAACGACAAAGUGGAGUGGAUGCACCAUCAAUGCUGUGCUCAAUUGCCUCCAUAGCAGAGCAAAGGGCAGCGUUCUAGAAGUCUUCUGCUUCUGGCACGAGCGUUGUGGGUGCAUGUGCGCGCACACACACACACAUGCACACUAUAAGCACACCAAUGUUCCUGCUGAGCAGCCGCGUGUAUGCUCCGGUCUGAGCCUGACACUGCCUAAUAUUUCACCACGUGCCGACUAACGCCAACGGUGUCCCGUCAAUUUCAUCCCAUGCACAAUCUAAGUGCGAGAAAAUAAUUUCUUUUUUUCUUUUCCUGCUUGGGUUGCCAUCGUGGCAUGACUUUAGGAUGACAUUAAAUGUAAGCAUGAAGGCCAGUUUCGUGCAGCUGCAACAAAAGUGGCGUAUAGAAAGUGUUGUUCAUGAUUCAUCCUUCAUAUAUGGUCAGUUCUUAACUUCGCACCCCUAAUUACUCUUCCACGGACAGUCUUUGUCGUGAGGCACGUUCAAUGUAGAUGGUGGGCAUCCGCUGCCGAUGAAGGAGUGGAACACUUCGGGCACUGGACUUCGCCCUCACAUGGUUGAUCCCGAGCACAAGUGAUGGCUGGUGUAAAAGUCGCCACAGCCUUAAGUCUCCGCAGAGAGAUUUCCUUCACUCAAAAGAUUGUUGGGAACAGAGCAGACACGCCAGGGGAUGAGGGCAUGCGUGUCCUGCCGGAGGAUAGAUUUUCGGGUCGUGAGAACUGACCGGGGAUCAUAGGGAAAGGGGAGAGGAAGAGUUACAGGUGUCGGGAAAGAGUGAACAUUGCGAUCAGCAAGGUCGCUGUAGUGGUCACAACCAUGCACCUGCACCCAUUGGACAGUAGUAGCCUUGACAUGUAAAGCCUUGUGAAUUUUGUGAAUCUGCUCACAAAUACACAAAGUAUUUUACCCGUUUGAGCUGCACUGAGGCUGUCAGUAUAGAUGUGGGCUUUGUUGACGUUAAGCAACCUGACUAGGGUUUCUGUCUCAUUGUGUAUAGCCUACAGCUCAAAUAAUAAGGGAUCUGAAAAAUUCACUGCAUAGCUGUAGCUGUAGCUUGGAUCUUGGGGUGUGUCGGACUCGGGAAAACUAUUUGUCCUCUUGGAUUAAUUGCCGUGUCUGUGUAGACCACACAGCGUCCCAUAAAUAUGUUCUUUUUGGUUAGAAUAGGUUGAACCCAUCUGGUGCUGCUGGUGCGGCGAGAAAGGGGUGGCACGUUUCGCCAGGCAGGAAUUACUUGCACGUUACAUUACGCCAACGUGCAGCAUCCAUGUGUAGUUUCUUUACAAUUAUUUUUUUAUUGAACACCUUCCAGAAAGUUCAAGCACAGCACAGAACCUUGCCAACACUGUCCUUCGACCUUCAGGCAAAACAGACACAUUUUUUAAUUUGUUAACUAGCACUUGGAGCAGUUGUGCAUGCUGACCUUGAAUGUGCCUUAGCAGCUGGGCUAUUGAGGCGUUCUUUUUUUCUUUGCACCAUACUUUGCAAGUACCAACCUCUUUAAACGCACCUUUCUGCGGACAGUCGGCUAGUGGAAUGCAAUGUCAUCCAACGUCAUCAUAGUGUGGUAUUCCCGAUUUUGAUAAACGUGUUUCAUGUGCCGACACUUGAGCUUUUAUACAGGUACAUGCUUACAGUGUCUUAUUGUGCCAAAAACUGCAGUUUAGUGCAACAUCUUCUACAUUUAUUGUUUUACCAAUAAGCAAAUGAGAGUUGUUUCUGUUUGCAGUAACAUGGUUGUCACCUAUCAGACUCUUGUGCCCUUGCCUGCUUGUCCAAAUGUAUCAAAUGCGUUAUUUCUUCUUUAUCUCAUACCAUUUUUUUUCAACAACUUCGAGAUUUAGUAUUUUAGUGAUAAGCACACAAGUCAUUUCUGUUACUGCGGCACAGUUGUCACCUAUCGGAAUUUUGCACCCCCGCCUACUGUUCAAAUGUAUUGAUUGUUGUAUCGAUUUUGCCCAUCUGCUUGGUUAUUGGUCUUUAGUAUAUUACAAAUAAAUGAGCGAGCGAGCACAGA
Molecule: messenger RNA, 6408 nt
Organism: Dermacentor andersoni
Lineage: Eukaryota; Metazoa; Arthropoda; Arachnida; Ixodida; Ixodidae
Product: acyl-coenzyme A synthetase ACSM3, mitochondrial-like
Biological process (GO): fatty acid biosynthetic process; acyl-CoA metabolic process
Cellular component (GO): mitochondrial matrix
Molecular function (GO): fatty-acyl-CoA synthase activity; fatty acid ligase activity
Source: RefSeq, a predicted model, not a curated record